AUGACAUUUACACGCAAACUAGUUUUUUAUACUGGGCGGAAUAGAGAAUGUCCGGGAAAAGAACUGGAACAAGACGUGGAACAACCACUUGAGUUCAACGCCACACAUUUUACUGAUCCAUUUGUAUUUGAUAAUGAACAGUUAAGCAAAUAUGAACUAAAACCAGAGGAUACUUCUACUACUACUACUACUAUUCAUCACUCGACAUCGACCAGAUUUAUUCAAUGUUCCAAUGAUCGUUUACAACUAUUACAAUCACUUUGUCCAUCAGCAGCUGCUGCAACUAUACUCUUAGGUAAACCAAUACAUGAUGUGAAUGACAAUGAUGAUGAUGAUGAUAUGAAUCAAAAGCCAAUACUUCCAACGAAUAAUAAUCUUGACAAAACUCGUGUUCUUGUCACAGCGAAUUCAUGGUGUCCAUUGUCAUUACGAUCAAAAGAUCCAGAAUCUCAAUUAUUGAUCAAUUCAAUUUACAAAGAUAAUAAUAAUAAUAAUAAUAAUAGUUGUAGUAGUAAUAGUAGUAGUAAUGGCAAUAGUCCUACCAAGACAACUAUACCAAAGCAAACACCAUCGUCUGCGACCGUUGUACCAGAACCUACCAUUCGUGGUGGAACAUUGGAUGGAUUACUGAUAUAUGCAUUACAUUUAUUGCAGAUGCCGAUAUUAAGUAAUGUUUAUCAUUAUCUUUUUUUCAGUGUUAACUAUUCAUAUCUCAACCAAAUUUUGAGUUGA
Messenger RNA from Schistosoma turkestanicum, 732 nucleotides. The record is from the annotation of a GenBank genome assembly. Lineage: Eukaryota; Metazoa; Platyhelminthes; Trematoda; Strigeidida; Schistosomatidae.